UUUUUUUUUUUUUUUUGUUAAAUAAGACAUCGCAUUGAAAAAAAAUCUCUUUUGCCCAAUAACGACAACAAAACUAAAUUCAUCCUAUGUCAAGCGACGAACGAACCAUAAAAGAGAUAUACGCAUCAAUCAUUGGGGAAGUUACUGCAACAACUUUUAGAGGAAGGAAUAAGUACUUUGGUAAAAUUGUCAGAAAGUUGUUAGGAGUAAUCUUCCCUGGUGAAGCAGGUCCUCUUACUAUGUCUCCACACACUCGUAGAAUAGCUCUAUCGAUUGAUACUUCUCUCACCAACAAUCUGUCGAAUAUAAUUAUACGUGCUCUUUCUUCUAGUGACUUCACUGCUCCCAAAGCCAUGGAGAUCAUCUGUUACGAUAUCCACGAUGUAUCAGAAGAAAUUGUUCAACAAUAUAUUGAUGACAUCGAUUUAAUAAUAGCAAAAAAUGAAGAAUAUGAAAAACAAAAGCGCCUGAUUUCAGCGAAUAUUAUGCUCAACACAAUUGAUCAUAUUGCUCGGGCCCUUAAUGAUGCUGUAUUACAAUUCUAUGAGACUAACUAUAUUCAAGAUGAACGUUUUCCUUCAGGCUGUGAUGAUUCUGCAUACGCUUUUAUCUCUAAUUUCACAGACGACAUGUUUCAAGAGUAUUUCAAGCAUCAUUAUGAUCCCACUGUAAUGGCAAACAUAGAUAUUGACAAUGAGCCAAACUUUAGUGACGAAGAAGCCUGAUUUGCACGUAUGCGAGUAAAGAGGAUGGGGAUAGGAAGAGUAUAGUUGAUAACUAUUCAAGGGCUGUUAUAUACACUUUUUUUU
This is a messenger RNA of Mucor mucedo, 809 nucleotides long. RefSeq lists its product as uncharacterized. The transcript has a single exon. The record is from RefSeq and is a predicted model, not a curated record. Lineage: Eukaryota; Fungi; Mucoromycota; Mucoromycetes; Mucorales; Mucoraceae. The coding region runs from base 87 to 725 and encodes 212 amino acids.